AUGGCAAGUGUACUUGAUCUAAUCAAAAAAUCCACCACCAUUGUCGCUGAUACUGGUGAUUUCGACUAUGCUACCACAAACCCUUCCCUGAUUUUGGCUGCUACUAAAAAACCUCAAUACGCCAAAUUGAUUGAUGAUGCUAUCGAAUAUGCAAAGAAGAAAGAUGGUUCUAUUGACGAAAAAGUUGAAUGGGCAUUAGAUAAAUUGUUGAUCAAUUUUGGUUGUAAAAUUCUCGAACUCAUUCCUGGUCGAGUUUCUACUGAAGUAGAUGCACGGUUUUCCUUCGAUACUGAAGGUACCAUCGCAAAAGCAAAAAGAUUGAUAAACUUAUACAAAGAAGUUGGAAUAGGCUCUGAACGUAUUUUAAUAAAGAUCGCAUCAACUUGGGAAGGAAUUCGUGCAGCAGAGAGACUUGAAAAAGAAGGAAUUCAUUCGUGCGCUGAAGCCGGAGUAACAUUAAUUUCACCAUUUGUCGGUCGUAUUCUUGACUGGUACAAAAAUAGUACUGGCAAGGAUUAUUCUCCACAUGAGGAUCCUGGUGUUCUUUCAGUUACAAGAAUAUACAAUUAUUACAAAAAUUAUGGUUACAAAACGAUCGUGAUGGGUGCUUCAUUCCGUAACACCGGAGAAAUCAAAGAAUUGGCUGGUUGUGACUUCCUUACUAUUAGUCCAGCUUUAUUGUCUCAAUUAUCUAAGGAUACUGAACAAAUUGAAAUAAAGCUAAAUCCCCAAAAAGCAAAAGCUAACGUCGAACCUAAAAUCACAUAUGACGAAAAAAAUUUUAGGUGGGAUCUUAAUCAGGAUCAAAUGGCUACCGAAAAACUUUCCGAUGGUAUUAGAAAAUUUUAUGAAGAUGCUCAAGCUCAAAAAGUUCUAAAGAAUAAUAAUAAAAAAGAGAAGGAAAAAGUAGAAAAAGUAGAAAAGAAAGAAAAGAAAGAAAAGAAGAAAGAAAGAGUAGGAAAUGUAGAAAAAGUAACCACAGAAGUUGAAGAUAUUGAUAAUGAUGAUUUUGAGGUAUCCGAGUUAUUCUCUGCCACCGAUGUUAAAAAUAAUUCCGAAAAAAAAGAUUCGACGAUAACUCGAAUUUCAAAAUUUGAGAAAUAUUAUUCGGAACUUCAAAAGAAAUUACCUUGGGAAUUACCAUUGAACAUAAUGCCCCGUCAAACUCGAUUAAAUAAUCUUAUAUUCGUAACAACUAAUCGUGAUCAAGCUAAUCUUCUUGUUCAAGUUGUAGCUCAAUGGCGUAGAAGAUUAUUACCAAUAACUGCUAUUACCACAAGGGUAUUAAUUAAAAGAUUAAUCAUGCCAACAAUUGAUUCAUAUGAUUUAGCUUUGGAAAUGUUGGGAGAUAGAUCAAAAUAUGCUUUAAAACCCAAUCGAGAAAUCUUUCGAUAUCUUAUGUUAUCAAUUGCCAAUAGAAUAAUUGAAGGGAAAAAUGAAAAAUCGGAAUUAUUAUUAAAAGUAUUGGAUGAUCUUUACAAAACUUUUGGAUUAAUGACAUAUUAUGAAUCGUCACCAUAUGAUGUUCAUUUAUACAUGAUUUUAAUAUCUGCAUCACUGAAAGUAGAAAGUUGGGAAAGAGUUGAUGAGACAUGUAAAGAAUUUAUUAAUAUUUAUGAUAAAUUAGAUAAAAGUGCAAUUGAAUUUAAUACCAUUUCACAUAAAGAAUUAAUUGAUGGUGAUUAUGGUUCAAAAUGGAAGGAAGAAUUUGGUAUGGUUGAAAGGAAAGGAAUGAAAGAAUAUUUGGAAAAAGAAAGAUUUGAUGAAUAUUUAAAUUCCGUAAAAUUAUCAAGGCUGGAUUCGUGUAUAGAAGUAGCCAAUAUUAUGGAAAUUUGGUAUAAAGAUGAAAAAAAAGAUAAUGAAAUGUCAGAAAAAUUUAAAAAUUUACAUAACAUAUGGGAGAAAGAAUUCGAAUCUUAUAUGAAUAAAACAGUUUCAUAA
Messenger RNA from Diversispora eburnea, 1941 nucleotides. The record is from the annotation of a GenBank genome assembly. Lineage: Eukaryota; Fungi; Glomeromycota; Glomeromycetes; Diversisporales; Diversisporaceae.